Messenger RNA from Talaromyces atroroseus, 699 nucleotides. RefSeq lists its product as hypothetical. Bases 1 to 699 code for a protein of 232 amino acids. The transcript is spliced from 2 exons. NCBI's taxonomy places the organism in Eukaryota, Fungi, Ascomycota, Eurotiomycetes, Eurotiales, Trichocomaceae. The record is from RefSeq and is a predicted model, not a curated record.
AUGGAUCCUGUGACGGCCAUUGGCCUUCUCUCCAACAUCAUAGGCUUUAUUGAUCUCGGGUGGAACUUAUUCAGAGAUGCACGAGAAGUUUACAAAUCAGCCUCGGGACUCACUGAGAGUGCGCUCGCGCACAAGUUAAUGGCAGAGAGAAUGGAAAAGUUUUCGAACAAUCUUAUCACCUCUAAUAAGGUCCUCUUAACUUCCAAAGAAGAUAAGGUCAUCGUUGAACUUGCAUGCAAUUGCAGGAAGUUGGCGCAGGAAAUAAUCCAUCACUUAGAUAAGACGAAACCUCAGGAUUCGAAAUCAUUACUUUAUGCCGUGUCCAGUUCAUUCAGAACGGUUGUGCAUUACAAGAAGAGGAAAGAACUUCGAGAACAACUGGCCGAGUGCCAACAACAAUUGCACCUACACCUGGUUAAGACCACAAGAUCUUUAACAGCGUUAAAGACCACCUCCGAGAGCAACGAUAAGCGGAUGGCACAGCUGCAAGAUCACGUCAGAGCACUUCGUCAAAUGGUGGACGAAUCAUCAUUUCCGGAUGCUCUAUUUAAGCUGAGGAAUCUUCUGAACAUCUCAGAAGAUACUUAUAAUACCAUGCUCAGUCACAAGGUCGUCUCGACUCUUAAGACUCUUAAGUUUGGAGACAUGAAUACAAGAUUUGAUAGCGUUCCUCAGGCGCUCAUGGGCACCUAUCAAUGA